AUGCAUUCAGCAGAUGCAACAACUCUCUCUUUCACACUCUCUCACAUACACAGGCAUACAACUAUCUACCUAUUUCAUAUUAUCUAUCUAUUUCACAUUAUCUAUCUACCAAUCUAUUUCACAUUAUCUAUCUUUCUACCUAACUCACAUUAUCUAUCUAUCUAUCUAUCUAUCUUUCUAUCUAUCUAUCUAUCUAUCUACUUUCCAUUAUCUACAUAUUUGACAUUAUCUAUCUGUAUAUCUAUUUCACAUUAUCUAUCUAUAUAUCUAUCUAUCUAUCUAUUUCAUAUUAUCUAUCUACCUAUCUAUUUCACAUUAUCUAUCUAUCUAUCUAUCUAUCUAUCUAUCUAUCUAUCUCUAUCUGUCUGUCUAUUUCAUAUUAUCUAUCUACCUAUCUAUUUCACAUUAUCUCUCUAUCUAUCUAUUUCAUAUUAUCUAUCUACCUAUCUAUUUCACAUUAUCUAUCUAUCUAUCUGUCUGUCUAUUUCAUAUUAUCUAUCUACCCAUUCAUUUCACAUUAUCUCUCCAUCCAUCCAUCUAUCUAUUUCAUAUUAUCUAUCUACCUAUCUAUUUCACAUUAUCUCUCUAUCUAUCUAUUUCAUAUUAUCUAUCUACCUAUCUAUUUCUCAUUAUCUCUCUAUCUAUCUAUUUCAUAUUAUCUAUCUACCUAUCUAUUUCACAUUAUCUCUCCAUUCAUCUAUUUCAUAUUAUCCAUCUACCCAUCUAUUUCACAUUAUCUCUAUCUAUCUAUUUCAUAUUAUCUAUCUAUCUAUCUAUUUCACAUUAUCUAUCUAUCUAUUUCAUAUUAUCUAUCCAUCUACCUCUAUUCACACAUUAUCUCUCUAUCUAUCUAUUUCAUAUUAUCUAUCUACCUAUCUAUUUCACAUUAUCUAUCUAUCUAUCUGUCUGUCUAUUUCAUAUUAUCUAUCUACCUAUCUAUUUCACAUUAUCUCUCUAUCUAUCUAUUUCAUAUUAUCUAUCUACCCAUCUAUUUCACAUCAUUCAUAUCUAUCUAUCUGUCUAUUUCAUAUUAUCUAUCUACCUAUCUAUUUCACAUUAUCUAUCUAUCCAUAUCUCCAUCUAUCUAUUUCAUAUUAUAUCCAUCUACCUAUCUAUUUCACAUUAUCUCUAUCUAUCUAUCAUCUAUCUAUCUACCUAUCUAUUCAUCAUUAUCUAUCUAUCUAUUUCAUAUUAUCUAUCUACCUAUCUAUCUAUUUCCCAUUAUCUAUUCAUCUAUCUGUCUGUCUAUAUUUCAUAUUAUCUAUCUAUCUAUCUAUUUCACAUUAUCUAUCUACCUAUCUAUUUCAUUAUUAUCUAUCUAUCUAUCUAUUUCACAUUAUUUCAUAUUAUCUAUUUCAUAUUAUUUCACCUAUCUAUUUCACAUUCAUCUAUCUAUCUAUCUGUCUGUCUAUUUCAUAUUAUCUAUCUACCUAUCUAUUUCACAUUAUCUCUCUAUCUAUUUCAUAUUAUCUAUCUACCCAUCUAUCCAUCAUUAUCUCAUCUAUCUAUCUAUUUCAUAUUAUCUAUCUACCCAUCUAUUUCACAUCAUCAUCUAUCUAUCUGUCUGUCUAUUUCAUAUUAUCUAUCUACCCAUCUAUUUCACAUUAUCUAUCUAUCUAUCUAUUUCAUAUUAUCUAUCUACCUAUCUAUUUCACAUUAUCUCUCUAUCUAUCUAUUUCAUAUUAUCUAUCUACCUAUCUAUUUCACAUUAUCUAUCUAUCUAUCUGUCUGUCUAUUUCAUAUUAUCUAUCUACCUAUCUAUUUCACAUUAUCUCUCUAUCUAUCUAUUUCAUAUUAUCUAUCUACCUAUCUAUUUCACAUUAUCUCUCUAUCUAUCUAUUUCAUAUUAUCUAUCUACCUAUCUAUUUCACAUUAUCUAUCUAUCUAUCUGUCUGUCUAUUUCAUAUUAUCUAUCUACCUAUCUAUUUCACAUUAUCUCUCUAUCUAUCUAUUUCAUAUUAUCUAUCUACCUAUCUAUUUCACAUUAUCUGUCUGUCUAUCUAUUUCACAUUAUCUCUCUAUCUGUCUGUCUAUCUAUCUAUUUCAUAUUAUCUAUCUACCUAUCUAUUUCACAUUAUCUGUCUGUCUAUCUAUUUCACAUUAUCUCUCUAUCUGUCUGUCUAUCUAUCUGUCUGGUACAUAAAUACACCUGCAAUAUAUACAAUAUUUAUUUCAACUCCAGUUUUUGAUAUGACAGCAACAAUUCAUUUUUUGGUCUGA
Acanthosepion pharaonis is the source of this 2220-nucleotide messenger RNA. Lineage: Eukaryota; Metazoa; Mollusca; Cephalopoda; Sepiida; Sepiidae. The record is from the annotation of a GenBank genome assembly.